AUGCCAAAAAAAAGAAAGCUGUUGGCUCAAUUAAGCGCUCUCCAAAGCAACUCCAGCUUCCCUUCUUUUGAUGCCUUGGAGAACCGAAACGUUACGCCUGAUGGGGAUUCUUCUCCAAAAAGCAGCAAAUAUUUUGCGAUAGAGAAAAGAAAUUCUUCCCGGCUAGAAGCAGAUUUUUUCAACCAGCCCUGUAUUAGUUUGGCCAAGUCCUUUCUGGGACAGAUUUUAGUUCGCAAACUUCCUGAUGGCAGAGAACUCUGGGGGAGGAUUGUUGAAACAGAAGCUUAUCUGGGUGGGGAAGAUGAAGCUUCCCACUCGAAAGGUGGGAAGCAAACUCAACGAAACGCGGCAAUGUUCAUGAAACCAGGAACUCUCUACGUAUAUCAGAUCUACGGGAUUUAUUUCUGCGUGAAUGUUUCCAGCCAAGGGGAAGGGGCUGCAGUAUUGCUUCGCUCUUUGGAACCUCUUCAGGGUUUAGAUGCGAUGAGAGAGCUGCGCAGUGCUUCAAGGAAAGGACCCACAAAGCUGCUGAAGGACUGGCAGCUGUGCAAUGGGCCCUCCAAGCUCUGCCAAGCAUUGGGGAUCGAUAAGGCUUUCGACCAAAGGGACCUGACUCAGGAUGCAGCCAUCUGGAUGGUACCUGGACAUGACCUACCGGGGGAGCAGGACGUGGUAGUCACAACAAGGAUUGGCAUUGGCAACAGGGGAGAGUGGGCACAGAAACCUCUCAGGUUUUAUUUACGAGGAAACAAAUUUGUGAGCGUUGUAGACAAGAAAACAGAGAGAGAAAUGGCAGCAAUGGGACACUUCUCUUGCAGCUGACGAGUCCUGCAAGGGUGCCACCGACCAGGACUUGAGCUGUGCUCUGUAUGAUAGCCUCAGGCUACGUCAUGGCAGCAGCUAGGGCAGACAUAGUGGCCUGGAGGUUUUUAACAAUAAA
Messenger RNA from Nipponia nippon (crested ibis), 940 nucleotides. The record is from RefSeq and is a predicted model, not a curated record. NCBI's taxonomy places the organism in Eukaryota, Metazoa, Chordata, Aves, Pelecaniformes, Threskiornithidae.